UCCGCCCCGCUCGGCUUCCCUUCCCUUACUGGUCCGCAUCAGCCGGCGAGCAGCUGAUGUGACGGGAGGGAGAUACAGUAUCGCGCCGAGCCAUGAAAAGCUGACUUAAAAACUUAAUUUGGAAAGUAGGCGGAUGUCGUUUGCGGCCGAUACCGGUCGGAGAAGGACUAAGGGGACGGGAAACGGAGGAAGAAGAGGCGAAUAUAUAUUUAUAUAAAAAUAUAUGUUUAUUUUCUUGAUGCAGUGGGAUUUGCUGCUUUCGUGUGAAGAGGCGGACCUAUGAGACGCUGCAAGUUCAAUAUGCUGAAGCUGUCCCCGGUGUUUGUGUACUAUACGUGGAAGUACAGAGACUAUUUUCUUCCAGCUCGCUGCUACAUCUAAGGAUUUAAUAGAGCACUUGGUAUUAACUGUAGCUCCCGGAUAUCCUCGGCUAUCAUUUUUUUAAAGUCUGGUUUUGUUUUGGAUAGGGAAUUCCUCCACACAGGCUGCAUGUGCUUCCCUCUAAUUCACCGCCUGGUCGUGUUUGGUAGCUCAUAUAUAUAUAUUUUUUGAAUGCAUAAAUUUAGAUAUGGGGUUCUCGUUUGUCCUACCUCGCAGCAGUCACCCAUCAGAAACGGCCAGUAAAGCCAUUAGAGGCUAUUAAAGUGAUUUUUAUUUUUAAAGAAGGGCUUCUUUCAGAGUAGUUGGCUCGUCGUUGACAAACAAUGAACUAUUAUUUUGUGGGCUUUUUUCACGCUCCUGUUAGGUUUUGUGCCGGCAGACAGUGACUGGCUCCUGUUUUAGCUGUUAGCCGGUAGGUUUGCAAACAAGUCUACUGCAGGAUUAUUACUAUUAUUAUUUUUAAGUUGGUGCAUUUUCCAGGUGUAUCUUUUUUGUCGUGACACUACAUUUUCUGCUCAAAAAGACUGAAUUUUUCAGUAUUAUUAUUAUUAUUAUAUAUUUUUGGCUGUGUAUACCAGUCUUUUUUUUUUUUUCGGGGUACCCCCCCUCCUUCACCUGUGCUUUAAAUCUCCAUCUCCGCUGUCAGUCCCACGGAUUACUAGAUUUUCACCUAAUUUCCACAAUGAGUUACAUCCACAGGGUAGUGAAUGUAUUGCUACGUGGACUCGUCAUCUAUGCGGUACUGGGCUUGGAGUGCACUUACUCGAAUGAUCUACCCAGCCAGUCGUCUGAUGCUCAAAACGUAGCCACCACAGACCCCUGUCUCAUAGUGAUACCGCCAUGCAUGGGCGAGGCCGACCGCUUCAGUCUGGAGGCGUUGCGACACAUCCACAAACAGCUGGACGAUGACAACGACGGAGGUAUAGAGGUCAACGAGAGCGUGGAGUUCAUAAUAGAAGAUAUGAAGCAGCAGCAAACCAACAAACACAGCAACCUGCACCGUGAAGACCAGCACAUCACUGUGGAGGAGCUGUGGAGGGGCUGGAAAACCUCUGAAGUCCACAACUGGACCAUGGAGGACACGGUGCAGUGGCUGAAGGAGUCGGUGGAGCUGCCGCAGUACGAGAAAAACUUCCGGGACUUUCGGGUCACAGGGAACACUUUGCCUCGAAUAGCGGCAAAUGAACCGUCGUUUAUGUCGAUGCAGCUGAAGAUAUUAGACCAGCGGCAUAAACAAAAACUAAACCUAAAGGCACUUGACGCAGUGCUGUUCGGCCCCCCGCUUCGUCCACAGCAUAACUGGAUGAAAGACUUCGUCCUGAUGGUCUCCAUUGUGAUCGGUGUCGGGGGCUGCUGGUUUGCUUAUGUGCAGAACAAGUCCAGCAAGGUGCACAUCUCUCAGAUGAUGAAGGAUCUGGAGAGUCUGCAACAUGCUGAGCAAAGCCUCUUAGACCUGCAGAGUCGGCUCGAAAAGGCUCAGGAAGAGAACCGGACAGUUGCUGUGGAGAAGCAGAACCUCGAGCUGAAGAUGAGGGAUGAAAUCGAUGGGGCCAAAAAGGAGGCUCACAGGCUUCGAGAGCUGCGGGAGGGCGCUGAAUGUGAGCUCAGCCGGCUCAAAUAUGCUGAGGAGGAGCUGGUACAGGUGCGGAAAGCUCUGAAGCGAGCGGAGAAGGAGAUGCAGUCGGAGCGCUCGGUGCCCGAAGCUCUUCAGAAGUGGCUGCAGCUCACACACGAAGUGGAAGUUCAAUACUACAACAUCAAGAAACAGAACGCUGAGUUUCAGCUGUGCGUCGCCAAAGACGAGGCAGAGAAAAUAAAAAAGAAGAGAGGUUCUGUGUUUGGAACUCUUCACGUAGCCCACAGUUCAUCACUGGAUGAGGUGGACCACAAGAUACUAGAGGCAAAGAAAGCCCUGUCAGAGGUAACGGCAUGCCUGAGAGAGCGGCUCCACCGCUGGCAGCAGAUCGAGAAGCUCUGCGGCUUCCCUGUUGUCAAUAAUUCGGGUCUGCCGAGCCUGACCGCCAGCCUCUACUCCGACCACAGCUGGGUGGUCAUGCCGCGAGUCUCGGUUCCUCCCUACCCCAUCGCAGGAGGAGUGGAUGACCUGGACGAGGACACGCCUCCCAUCAUUCCACAGUUCACAACGACUACGUUGAUUCGGCCCCCGCUGACGCGCAGCAGCAGCCUGUGUCGUUCCCGCCGGAGCCUGAUGAGCUCUCCGCAGUCCUCGCUGAUGUCCGCAGACCCAGACCUGCUGUCCAUGGCGAGCUCGUCCCUCUCCUAUCGCCCCGAGGCAGACGACGACAUCAUCAUGUUCAACUCGGAUCGGAGGGGGGAGGCGUCUCAGGAGGGGAGCUCCGACACAGACUCUCUCAGCUCAGUGGGCCGCAAGCCAUUGCACAACCCCUGCUCAGCGGGCUCGGAGACCCCCUACCGCAAGAUCUCCCGCGAGGAGCUGCUGCUGUUCACCCAGACUGCAGAGCGUCCUGCAUCCACCACCCAUAGCAGUAGCAGCAGCAGCAGUCUCAGGGACUCCACGCCUCCUCCUCUGCCUCCCACUCCGGCCACCACACCCUCCGGCCCACCCUCCACCUCGCCUUCCCCGGCCUUGGAGCACCACCCAUUUGCACAAACAGGCUCGCCCGACCUCACCCGCAUCAUACCCGAGCCCCAAAGCGGACCGCAGGGCAACGUCACCUCUCCGACAGGCAAGGGCAUGUACAACGGCAUCCUGGAGAAGUCCUACAGCUUCGGCCAGCUCCCGGCGAGCAUGCUGCCCAACGUGGGGCGCCACCCGUCUCUCACCUCCCUGGACUCGGAGGGCCGGAGCGUGGGAAGGGAUUACAAGCUCCAGAGCACGUCCUCCCAGGACUCCUGCGAUAAUGGAGAGAAAACCAAGCGCUCCUCCUCUAAAAUCAAAAACCUAUUUAAGAAGAAAAAAUAAAACUUGCAGAGUUUGUGUGUGUGUGUGUGUGAGAGAGAAAAAUCACAUCUAAAGAGCUGUUUUAGCCCUAAUAUUAAAACAAUGGACGUCACUGUAAGCUAAAACACUUCAUUUUCUCUCUUAAUUUCUUCUUUUUGUCAUCAAAGAUGGAAUGUAGCUCAGUCUGGGGGCCUUUAAACACUCCCCGGACUGAUAGCCUUAUUUUUCAAAAAUGCCUUUUUAUUUAGUUCACUCACAGGGAAACUUGCAAAAGGUUCAAGUCAAUGAAAGGUCAAAGGUCAUACUUGUUCACUGUCUCCUCUUCAUUUUUAUCCUGAGUUUGAACCAAAAAAAGGUGCAGUCUGUAUAUGUGAAGCCCACCAUGUUUAGUGUUUCACUGCUGAUGUUCAGCACAGAGGGGGUGCUCGCUGUUCCUACUGGACGCUUUCAGUCAUGACAGCAGCAUCAGGAAAAAAAACAAAAAAAAACAACACAACAAACGCCCAGAAAAAACAAAAAAAACAAAAAAAAAAAAAGAUUUUGGCUGAUUCUUUUCUCAGAUGUCCUAACUUCCUUCUUCCUGAUCAAAUGAUGGAUUGCAUCUUGCGAAGUGUUGAACAAGUAUACUUGAUUAUUUUCCUUUCCUGCUAAAAGUUUGUUGCACUACUGCUGCUUUCCUGGUAUUUCGAGAAAGCGCCGCUGCUCGCGGAGGACAUUUUGAAUCAAGAUAUAGAAAUGACAGGAAUGCACGAGCAGCUGCACUGAGGAUGCAACACAUGAUGCCAGAGCCAAAAUUAUGUGAUUUGUCCUCGGUGCCACUGUUUAUGCUUGACUAUAUAUAUAUAUAUAUAUAAAUAUAUAUAGUUUUCACAUUAUCAUGUUCUUACAGAUGUUUUUAAAUCGAUUAACUAAAUCAUUAACAGUGGGAACUGCGAUGAUUUGAUCUUAAUGAAUAUGCAGAUUUAACUCACGCCAGUCACUUUCCCCGUAUUCUAGCCUCCUCUUCAUUACGUGAUUAACUGCUUCCUGUAACCACAAAUGAACUAAACAUAAAUUUUCCAGAUAUUGGUCAAAUUUGCAUUACAUAUUCCUGCUGUAUUUAAGGAUGCACAAGAGUCAGACAGUGAUCAGCGUUCAUAGACACUACACACUGAGGAUAAUCUGCUCAGAACAAAGAAAAAAAAAACUGAUCUGGAUCUGAUUGGUACACCAAUACCCCCACCCCCCCAACCACCACCACCACCACACUAAGCUCGAAGCUGACCCAUGCAAUAUGGUCCUGCUCCUCACCUCUGGGCCUGCACCGAGCACACUGAUGUCAAGAGCUCCUGCUUCACACUGUGAUUUCUGGCUUUGUUCCCUUCAUCCUGGACCCGGCUGUCACUGCUGCAACCUCGGUGUCAGGCUAUCAGCACGACACGGUGAAGUGAGGGUCUGAGUGGCCUCUGUUUUUAAAUAAAUAUAUAUUUGGAAGAUUGUGGACAAUGCAGCACACGAUGAAGGAAGACAGACCUGCGAGACGAGAAGGACACGAAUGUUUACGAGACAUUAGGGUUUUUUUGGAGAACAUUUUGUGUGUGAAUAUUUGUAUACUGUAGAAGAAUUAAUAAAAAAAAA
Molecule: messenger RNA, 4921 nt
Organism: Archocentrus centrarchus (flier cichlid)
Lineage: Eukaryota; Metazoa; Chordata; Actinopteri; Cichliformes; Cichlidae
Gene: stim2b
Product: stromal interaction molecule 2b
Exons: 12
Coding region: 1064-3325 (753 amino acids)
Biological process (GO): intracellular calcium ion homeostasis; store-operated calcium entry; activation of store-operated calcium channel activity
Cellular component (GO): plasma membrane; endoplasmic reticulum
Molecular function (GO): calcium channel regulator activity; calcium ion binding; protein binding
Source: RefSeq, a predicted model, not a curated record